GAGGGGUGGAGAGGAGGAGGGAGGGAAGACGUGGCUGAAGGCACCGCCGGCAGCGACAGCAACAGGUAUUGCUCUUCUAGCUACGCUUAUCGACGCACGCACCAUGGCGCUCGGGUCACUAUCGUACUGGCUGAUGGUGAUGUGUGUGGCGUUCCCCUUGGCCACCUGCGAUGCCUCGAAUAUAGAAAGACUCGGUACUCAUCCUUAUUACCGUCAGUCCUCGUGGCCACGCCCGUACAAGCUCCCUGGCCACUUGUAUUCUCGCUUGCCGCAACCUAUCUUAGAUCUUCAGAAUAAUGUCUGGGGGCGUAGCAGCAGGCCCGCCACGCUCCCUAUCUCGCCUCGUCUCGAAAACACCAACGCUGAUUUAACCGACGCCACAUCACAGCGGCAUGGCAUUUCAAGGAGGCCACAAGCGUCCAACCACCGCCAUGGGAGUAGACGGGGAUCGCUGGCCACCGCAAAUUCGGAAAGUGGAUCACUGUCGUCCUCCGUCUUCUUGAGUGAACCACGCAACAGGUGGACAGUGGCCGACAAGCAGUGGAAAUGGCCUCGCAGGUUUUUUACGUCCUCCAGCACUUUGGGAGGAAGGAGCCACUCAGGUGGGCGACAGGCCUGUGAAAACGGAAAGGUGUGGCGACGAGGGCAGUGCAGGUGUCCAUACCUUUCACGAUGGGACACUGAAACCAACAAGUGUGAAUGCAUCUAUGGUACCUACCGCCAUGCCUCAGGCAACUGUUACAACUACUAACCACCUACAGUUUGUCAAUACCAAGCAAAAACACAACAGUUAUUAAUGUUUUUUUUUCUCUGAUUAUGGUCUAAAUAAUGUAGUGAUGGGUACCACGAAACUCUGAAGCAGAUAUGGGGAGAUACUAUAACUGGUGUAUGUAAAUUGUGUUUAGAGAUCAAAAUGGUAAUGUUUGUGGGAAUAGUUGUUCCAAUACAGUAAACAACGCAUAAGUUGAACCAACUGGGAGAAGGCCAAUCCAAGUUAUCCAAAAAUCAGAAUUACUCAAGGGAUUUUUUUUCCCACAUUAUGCACGAUUGUUAUCACUAACAGUUGAUAUGAUUUGUGUAAUGCAUUACAUAAAUAGGUAUUACAUACAUGGCGCACAUUCACACAUCGCACACGUCGCAUACACACACACACACACACACACACACACACACACACACACACACACACACACACACACACACACACACACACACACACACACACACACACACACACACACACACACACACACACAUACACAUGUACUGCACCAUGAGCUUGGCAGAGCUCACACCUCUCUCAUGAUCCUGUAUAAAAGUCAUUCUGUCUGCCACAGACAGCAUCUUCAGUUUCCUGAGUAAUGUGGAAGACACAGCCUUGCCCUUACAAGCCAUGGUAGGAUUACAAGGACAACAAUAAGGGCUACAGAGCUGAGAGAAACACUACCCGAUACUUGUCAGCUAUGUAAACACUGAUCUUGGUGCCAGCAGUACCGCAGCACACAUGCCUGUUUCAUUUCUCGAAUGGCUUGGACAACUCCUCAAAUGACUUGGAUGAUAUGAGAACUAUCAGGGAUAUUUUUAACCUGCAUAUAAACUUAAAGGCUUAAAAUUACUCAAUCACAGGGCAAAAAAUGCCUACCAGUCCACUUGGAAGAGAAUGUAAAAAGAAAAAGAACAAAAUUCUGAAAGUGAAAGUGGAAGUGUCUAAUUUAUUUGAUAUUCAGUUUAUUUAGGUCCAACUUAAGCGGAGUUUACUGUCAUUAUGUGCAGAGUUUAGCACUGAUAAGAAGUGACGCUGGGCUGUGUGCUUUAGUAAUUAGAAAUGUGUGUGGUGAUUCCAUCCACUGUAAUUUAGUCAAUAGUAACUGUGUACAUAAAAGCUUUAACUGUUUCAUAAAUACCUUAGGUAGCACAAUCUUUUUUAUCUGUAGUGCAUAUUGAAGGAAUGAACAAAGAAAUAAGAAAGGAAAAGAUUUGUAUGUAAUAGUUCAAUAUAAAGUACUGAUAAAUACAAAUACCUUUGUAGUCCUGAUAAAGAACAUUGUGAGCAGGUGGUAGAAAAUUGCCAUAAUUUUUCAAAAGGCAGCUUCCACAUGUACAUGGAUCAGCUUCACUCAUUCAGCUAAAAAUCACAAUAAAUGUGUCAAGGACCAUUGGCUUUUUGAAAAAUAUAUGAAAAAAACAUCAGACAAGGAUUUUAUUUUGGCAGAGAAUGUUUGAGACUCUGAUCUAAGUGUGUGUGUGUGUGUGUGUGUGUGUGUGUGUGUGUGUGUGUGUGUGUGUGUGUGUGUGUGUGUGUGUGUGUGUGUGUGUAUUUACCUAGUUGUAUAUUACAGGGUUCAAGCGGGGCUCAUAGUGACCUGUCUCCAUAUCUAUUUUCAUCCAACUUAUCCCUAAAUUUGUGUACACUUUCUGCUGCUAUACUCUCUUCACUCAAGCCGUUCCAGAUGUCCGCCAUCCUAUGUGGAAUCCUUAAUUUUUUAAUGUCCCUAAAACACUGACUUUUUAUGAUCUUGGGGUGUCUUCUUGUUUGUCUAUCUCCGCCCUCCGUAAGUGAUACCAGGUCUUGUUUCUCAAUCUUUUCCAUAUGGUUUACCAACUUAUAAAAUGUUAUUAGAUCUCCUCUUUUCCGUCUAUCCUUCAAAGUUGGUAGUUCCAUUUCCUUCAGUCUUCAUUCACAGGGAAAAUCGUUUAUUUCUAGCACCAUCUUUGUAGCAGUCCUUUGAAUUCUUUCUAGUUUCCUGAUGUCCUUCUGUCUGUAUGGUGACCACACCACUGCUGCAUAUUCUAGUCUAAGUCUUAUAAUAGUGGUUAUGAUCUAUUUCAUCAUACUCAUACACGUAAUUGAACGCCACCUUGAAAUUUAUUCGUUUCUUGUAUAUUAAAGAAAUAACCCA
This is a messenger RNA of Portunus trituberculatus (swimming crab), 2900 nucleotides long. RefSeq lists its product as uncharacterized. The record is from RefSeq and is a predicted model, not a curated record. The transcript has 3 exons. Lineage: Eukaryota; Metazoa; Arthropoda; Malacostraca; Decapoda; Portunidae. Bases 104 to 751 code for a protein of 215 amino acids.